UCGCGCUACCGUCUCCCAGCGUUACGCCCCUUAACAUCCAUCCACAUUUCACCAUUCGUUCAUCCAUCCGUUGCGCACCGCCGAGGCCCCGACAGCGCUGGACUCACUGACUUUGUAUCCGUUCCUGGCUCAAGCCACUGCUGCAUAUAAGCGCACGGCGUGCAAAAUUUUGGGCAUCGACAGAGCUUAAUUCGGCCCGGCUCCUCCACAUCCAUCCAAUUUGAGCCUCCGCGCACUGGUCGUGUAAAGGUGGCACUACUGUCUCUGAAACGUCUGUUAUUCUCGAUUCGGGGUUGGAGGAAUCCAGUGUGAGAUCGUUGCCUCGUGAGUUGCGCGAGGAGUUGGUGAUCGUUAUUGAGAUUAGGUUCGAGAUCCAGGGGGACGAUGGUUGAGUGGCUUGAAUCGUGAGUGCUGGACCGAUGGUGCGUGAGUGAGAUGGUGGCGUGGAGGCGUGGUGGCGCAUGGGUUAGUUGGUAGAGGGUGCGUGUGGUAGUGUCGCAUCUCUUGGGGUGCGUUUCGAGUGGAGGGCGUUUGCUGUGUGGAGUUGAGUUUGGGGAGAGCGAGUGCGGGCAUAUCAAUGGCGGGGCAGAAGACUCCCACGAAGCGCCCCGGGAAGAGCAAGAAUUCUUUCGGCGCUUACUACGAACAAUUGUGUAUGUGAACUCGCCUACCUUAGUCGUUUCCUCUCUUCAGUUGAUUCGAGGAAGUAGGUGGUGGUAACUGUACAGGUAAAGUGAAGGCUCGUAUGGUUAACAGUGUCGGUCCUGUUUCUUGAGUAUAUCGGUUUGAGCGCACAUUCAAUUCCCUCGUUCUGUCGAUUGUUAUACCUAUGGGGCAGAUUCUGGCUCGUCUAUUCAAUCGGUUUGGGCGCUACAAGAACCACCAGAAGAUCCUCAUGCUUGGUCUCGACGGCGCGGGAAAAACUACUCUUCUCCGUAAAGUAACUGAUCCUAGUACACCGCGCUUGACACAACCCACCGUAGGCUUUAACUUGGAGUCUGUAAGGCACAGAAACCUGACGCUAAUCAUGUGGGACGUGGGCGGUCAGGAGAAGAUCCGCGCGCUAUGGCACCACUAUUUUAUCAAGUCAAACGCCCUGAUAUUUGUAGUUGACAGCAGCGACUCCAGCCGCAUCCCAGAGGCAAGAAAGGAGCUCCAGAAGCUGCUUCAUGAGCCAGAGCUCAAAGAUGCGAAGCUGCUGGUAUACGCCAACAAACAGGAUGUGCAGAAUUGUCUCAGCUCCUCCGAUUUGACUGACAUGCUGGACCUAUCAUUGGUGGACGAUCGGCAGUGGCAUGUGCAAGCGUGCAGUGCUAACACCGGGAAGGGAGUGUAUGAAGGUCUUGAUUGGCUGGCCGACGCCUUGAAGCCUUCUUAAGCUUACUACCUUCGACUUUCAUUAUCUCCGACAUACUGCAGACAGUUUGUUUGAAUUGUUCAGCUAUGGCGUCCUCCCUACGAAGACAGAGCAGCUACGAGUUUUAUCAAACCUCAAGGCUUGGCUGAAGCUACUGAAUUAGCUUUUUUGAGUCUAGGGAAGCGAUGCUGAGUAACCGUGUUCUUGAUUAACACGGCAGCAUGAGCUGGGGUUACUGAAACAGAUUGAAUGGAGCAAAUCAUGUCCUCCUUCCCCUUCUCUCGGUGUUAAUUUAUUUAUUUUUGUUUCGGUGGUUUUUGAGAGCUUCAGGAAUAGAUGCCUGUUGCGGGUUAGCCUCUGCACCAUCAUGUGUGGGUUGUGAUAAAAUUUUGAGGCCUGCAAGAUUGGAUUGCUGGGUAGAAUGCAGGAUUAGCUUGCCGCAGUGAUCAAUCAAUUCCUUUGUAAAGUAUUUGAUCCUCUCUUGUGAAUACUUUUCAGUUCAUCAUGCUAUUUUACCAAGCAUGACAUUUGUGCGGUCAUUUGGUUCAGUAAACGAGUUUUCUUUCUUUCGCA
Molecule: messenger RNA, 1930 nt
Organism: Physcomitrium patens
Lineage: Eukaryota; Viridiplantae; Streptophyta; Bryopsida; Funariales; Funariaceae
Source: RefSeq, a predicted model, not a curated record